Messenger RNA from Clarias gariepinus (North African catfish), 774 nucleotides. Its product is annotated as hemicentin-1-like. The transcript is spliced from 6 exons. NCBI's taxonomy places the organism in Eukaryota, Metazoa, Chordata, Actinopteri, Siluriformes, Clariidae. The record is from RefSeq and is a predicted model, not a curated record. Bases 187 to 585 code for a protein of 132 amino acids.
UCUCGUUGUUGAGUCGGACGUGUCCGUCAUCCAGGGCUUCCAGAGUCUACUGCCGUGUUCAGCUCAAGGAGUUCCAGAACCCAAGAUUGACUCGGAGAAGAACGGAAAUUCAUCCGCAUCACAGAGCCUCCAGUUCUGAGAGGAGACAGCCAUUUGUCUCAGACUGUCUCUCGUGGUUCUGUGCUUAUGUUGGAUUGUCCUGUUAGAGGAAGUCCAGCUCCGGUAUUGCGCUGGUAUAAAGACGGCCGUCUGCUGCAGGUCACUGAGCAUCUUCACCGUCUCCAUAACGGCUCUCUCAUUCUGUACAGUGUCACGAACAGGGAUUCAGUAGAGUAUCGGUGUGUUGCUGAAAAUGAGGUGGGAGUUACAGAGAGGACGAUAUCUCUGAAACUACAGGUUGCAGGAGGUUACUCUCACUGGGAGCAGUGGGGGCCCUGCAGUGUCACAUGUGGGCGUGGCCUCCAACAGCGGACUAGACUUUGCAACAACCCAGCACCGACCAAUGGAGGAGCAACAUGUGAGGGUCCAGAUACAGAGUCCAGGCAGUGCCAGACGUCCAUUUGUUCAGGGCUCGUGCCAGUGUGAUCGGGGUGGUAAAUGAUCAUGAGUUUGGUGUUUCUUUCCUUGCGGUGAACAUCAGUGAGAACUCUGAAAGCAGAAACAGCAGACUGGAGGCUCACAUGGAGAACGUUCCUCCCAGUGUGGGUGUAGUUUUCGGAGAUUUGAACUUCAGUAGGCUACAUCCCCCGGCGCUCUGCGCAUAACACCGGCCCA